This is a messenger RNA of Abrus precatorius (Indian licorice), 1166 nucleotides long. RefSeq names its product putative clathrin assembly protein At4g40080. The record is from RefSeq and is a predicted model, not a curated record. The transcript has a single exon. Lineage: Eukaryota; Viridiplantae; Streptophyta; Magnoliopsida; Fabales; Fabaceae. Gene Ontology annotation, molecular function: clathrin heavy chain binding; 1-phosphatidylinositol binding; phosphatidylinositol-4,5-bisphosphate binding. Bases 180 to 1166 code for a protein of 328 amino acids. Gene Ontology annotation, biological process: clathrin coat assembly; clathrin-dependent endocytosis; vesicle budding from membrane. Gene Ontology annotation, cellular component: clathrin-coated pit; clathrin-coated vesicle.
CAAAAUGAUUUAAUAAAAUCACAUUCAUACAUACCCCACUUGCGCAACAAACUGGAUCUUAAUUCCCAAACUAGAACUACUCCCUCUCUUUCUACUUUCGGCGAGAGCAAGUGUUGAUUUUGUGUCUACUCAAACUCUCACGGUUUGGUGUUUGGCUUUCAAUUUCAACACUUCAAAACAUGACAAAACUCACACAUCUAAUAGGCAUACUCAAGGACAAGGCAUCGCAGAGCAAGGCGGCGUUACUCUCCAAACGCACCACUCUCUCCCUCUUACGCGCCACCAGCCACGACUCCUUCACGCCCCCGACCUUCAGACAUCUCUCCACGCUCCUAUCCUCGGGCAACGGCUCACGCGCCACUGCAUCCACCGCGGUGGAAGUCCUGAUGGACCGGCUGCAGGGCACGAACAACGCCGCCGUGGCCCUCAAGUGCCUGAUCGCCGUCCACCACAUCAUCCACCACGGAAGCUUCAUCCUUCAAGACCAACUCUCCGUGUACCCCAACACCGGCGGCAGAAACUACCUUAACCUCUCCAAUUUCCGACACAACACCGACCCCACGAUGUGGGAACUCUCGUCCUGGGUCCGAUGGUUCGCCCAGCACAUCGAACAACUCCUCUGCACUUCUAGAAUCCUCGGAUUCUUCCUCGGAAACUCCAACUCUCGAAACAACAGAGAGGAGAGAGUUUCGGGUCUCACCAACGCUGAUUUGUUGACCGAGUUUGACUCUUUGGUGAGUUUGGUAGAGGGGAUUUGCAAGAGACCCAAUCCUGCGUGCAACAACGGGAACAGGUUGGUGGAUGAGAUAGUGAGUUUGGCGCGUGGCGAUUGGGAUGUGAUAGGAAUUGAAGUGUGUGUUCGUGUGAGUGAGUUUAGGGAAAGGUUAGGGGGUUUCAAGUUCGGAGAAGCGGUGGAAUUGGUUUGUUGUUUGAAGAGGCUGGAGCAGUGUGAAGAGAUUGUGGUGAUGAUGGAAGGGUCACGUGAAUCGAGGUUGUGGGAUUCAGCGAAAGAACUGAAGGAGAAGGUGGGAAUGGGAGUGUAUAGGGAAGAGGGUAAGUUAGUGAAUGAGAGUAGAAAGUUACGAGUUAGUGAGUCGGAUCGGUUUGCUGCCCGAGUUCUUAGUUACAAUGAUUUCCUCCGCUUUCCCUCUGGAAGGUUGUUGUAA